Mesoplodon densirostris (Blainville's beaked whale) is the source of this 3707-nucleotide messenger RNA. RefSeq names its product catenin delta 2 (gene CTNND2). Bases 17 to 3661 code for a protein of 1214 amino acids. The transcript is spliced from 22 exons. Gene Ontology annotation, molecular function: cadherin binding. The record is from RefSeq and is a predicted model, not a curated record. NCBI's taxonomy places the organism in Eukaryota, Metazoa, Chordata, Mammalia, Artiodactyla, Ziphiidae. Gene Ontology annotation, biological process: cell-cell adhesion; cell-cell junction assembly; dendritic spine morphogenesis. Gene Ontology annotation, cellular component: cytoplasm; plasma membrane; nucleus.
CGCGCCGUUCGGAGCUAUGCCUGUCCCAGACCAGCCUUCAUCAGCCUCAGAGAAGACCAGCUCCUUGAGCCCUGGCCUCACCACCUCCAAUGGGGAUGGCUCGGAGACAGAGACCACCUCUGCUAUCCUCGCCUCGGUCAAAGAACAGGAAUUACAGUUUGAAAGGCUGACCCGAGAGCUAGAGGCAGAACGCCAGAUCGUCGCCAGCCAACUGGAGCGAUGCAAGCUUGGAUCCGAGACGGGCAGCAUGAGCAGCGUCAGUUCAGCAGAAGAGCAGUUUCACUGGCAAUCACAAGAUGGUCAAAAAGAUAUCGAAGAUGAGCUCACAACAGGUCUUGAAUUGGUGGACUCCUGUAUUAGAUCACUGCAGGAAUCAGGAAUACUUGACCCACAAGACUAUUCAACAAGUGAAAGGCCCAGCCUGCUCUCCCAGAGUGCACUCCAGCUCAAUUCCAAACCUGAAGGGUCCUUCCAGUAUCCAGCCAGCUACCAUAGCAACCAGACCUUGGCCCUGGGUGAGACAGCCCCGUCGCAGCUCCCUGCCCGCAGUGCACAAGCCCGAGGUGCAGGCCAGAGUUUCAGCCAGGGCACCACGAGCCGCGCGGGGCACCUGGCGGGGCCCGAGCCCGCGCCGCCGCCGCCGCCGCCGCCGCCGCUGCGGGAGCCGUUCGCGCCCAGCCUGGGCAGCGCCUUCCACCUGCCCGACGCGCCGCCCGCCGCCGCCGCCGCCGCCGCCGCGCUCUACUACUCGAGCUCCACGCUGCCCGCGCCCCCGCGCGGGGGCUCCCCGCUGGCCGCGCCCCAGGGCGGCUCGCCCACCAAGCUGCAGCGCGGAGGCUCGGCCCCCGAGGGCGCCUCCUACGCCGCGCCGCGCGGCUCCUCGCCCAAGCAGUCGCCCAGCCGCCUGGCCAAGUCCUACAGCACCAGCUCGCCCAUCAACAUCGUCGUGUCCUCGGCCGGCCUGUCCCCGAUCCGCGUGACCUCGCCCCCCACCGUGCAGUCCACCCUCUCCUCCUCGCCCAUCCACCAGCUGAGCUCCACCAUCGGCACGUACGCCACCCUGUCGCCCACCAAGCGUCUGGUCCACGCGUCUGAGCCGUACGGCAAGCACACGCAGGAGCUGUAUGCCACGGCCACCCUCCAGAGGCCGGGCAGCCUGGCAGCUGGGUCCCGGGCCUCAUACAGCAGCCAGCACGGCCACCUGGGCCCGGAGCUGCGGGCCCUGCAGUCCCCAGAGCACCACAUAGACCCUAUCUAUGAAGACCGUGUCUAUCAGAAGCCCCCCAUGAGGAGUCUCAGCCAGAGCCAGGGGGACCCUCUGCCGCCAACACACACGGGCACGUACCGCACGAGCACAGCCCCGUCUUCCCCCGGUGUCGACUCCGUCCCCUUGCAGCGCACAGGCAGCCAGCAUGGCCCGCAGAGCGCUGCCGUGGCCACCUUCCAGAGGGCCAGCUACGCCGCCGGCCCAGCCUCCAGCUACGCGGACCCCUACCGGCAGCUGCAGUAUUGUCCUUCCGUUGAGUCUCCGUACAGCAAAUCCGGCCCUGCCCUCCCUCCCGAAGGCACCUUGGCCAGAUCCCCGUCCAUCGAUAGCAUUCAGAAAGAUCCCAGAGAAUUUGGAUGGAGAGACCCGGAACUGCCUGAAGUGAUUCAGAUGUUGCAACAUCAGUUUCCCUCGGUCCAGUCUAAUGCUGCAGCCUAUUUACAGCACCUUUGCUUUGGAGACAAUAAAAUUAAAGCCGAGAUAAGGAGACAAGGAGGUAUUCAGCUCCUGGUGGACCUGCUGGACCAUCGGAUGACGGAAGUCCACCGUAGUGCCUGUGGGGCGUUGAGAAACUUGGUGUAUGGGAAAGCCAACGAUGACAACAAAAUCGCCCUGAAGAACUGUGGCGGCAUCCCGGCACUGGUCAGGUUGCUCCGCAAGACCACCGACUUGGAGAUCCGGGAGCUGGUCACAGGAGUCCUUUGGAACCUUUCAUCUUGCGAUGCACUCAAAAUGCCGAUCAUACAGGACACCCUGGCCGUGUUGACCAAUGCCGUGAUCAUCCCCCACUCAGGCUGGGAAAAUUCACCUCUUCAGGACGAUCGGAAAAUACAGCUGCAUUCCUCACAGGUGCUGCGAAAUGCCACUGGAUGCCUAAGGAAUGUUAGUUCAGCCGGAGAGGAGGCCCGCAGGAGGAUGCGGGAAUGUGAUGGGCUCACGGAUGCGCUGCUCUACGUGAUUCAGUCUGCGCUGGGGAGCAGCGAGAUCGAUAGCAAGACCGUUGAAAACUGUGUGUGCAUUUUAAGGAACCUUUCCUACCGGCUGGCAGCAGAAACGUCUCAGGGACAGCACCUGGGCACAGAUGAGCUGGACGGGCUGCUCUGUGGUGAAGCCAAUGGCAAAGAUGCAGAGAGCUCCGGGUGCUGGGGCAAGAAGAAGAAGAAAAAGAAAUCUCAAGAUCAGUGGGAUGGAGUAGGACCUCUUCCAGACUGUGCAGAACCACCAAAAGGGAUCCAGAUGCUGUGGCACCCAUCCAUAGUCAAACCCUACCUCACACUGCUCUCUGAGUGCUCAAAUGCAGACACGCUGGAAGGGGCAGCAGGCGCCCUGCAGAACUUGGCUGCAGGGAGCUGGAAGUGGUCGGUAUAUAUCCGAGCUGCUGUCCGGAAAGAGAAAGGCCUGCCCAUCCUUGUGGAGCUGCUGCGGAUAGACAAUGACCGAGUGGUGUGCGCAGUGGCCACGGCACUCCGGAACAUGGCCUUGGACGUCAGGAAUAAGGAGCUCAUUGGCAAAUACGCCAUGCGAGACCUGGUCCAUCGGCUUCCAGGCGGGAAUAACAGCAGCAACGCAGCGAGUAAGGCCAUGUCGGAUGACACGGUGACAGCCGUGUGCUGCACCCUGCACGAGGUGAUCACCAAGAACAUGGAGAACGCCAAGGCCUUACGGGACGCCGGCGGCAUUGAGAAGUUGGUCGGCAUCUCCAAAAGCAAAGGAGACAAACACUCUCCGAAGGUAAUCAAGGCCGCGUCUCAGGUUUUGAACAGCAUGUGGCAGUACCGAGAUCUGAGGAGUCUCUACAAAAAGGAUGGAUGGUCACAGUAUCACUUCGUAGCCUCAUCUUCAACCAUCGAGAGGGAUCGGCAAAGACCCUACUCCUCCUCCCGCACGCCCUCCAUCUCCCCUGUGCGCGUGUCUCCCAACAACCGCUCAGCAAGUGCCCCAGCUUCACCUCGGGAAAUGAUCAGCCUCAAAGAAAGAAAAACAGACUAUGAGUCCACUGGCAGCAACGCCACUUACCACGGAACUAAAGGAGAACACACUUCCAGGAAAGACACCAUGACAGCUCAAAGUACUGGAAUUUCAACUUUGUAUAGGAAUUCAUAUGGUGCGCCCGCUGAAGACAUCAAACAUAACCAGGUUUCAGCACAGCCAGUCCCACAGGAGCCCAGCAGAAAAGACUACGAGACCUACCAGCCAUUUCCGAAUUCCACGAGAAACUACGAUGAGUCCUUCUUCGAGGACCAGGUCCACCACCGCCCUCCGGCCAGCGAGUACAUGCACCUGGGACUCAAGUCCACGGGCAACUACGUCGACUUCUACUCCGCUGCCCGUCCCUACAGUGAACUGAACUAUGAAACGAGUCACUACCCCGCGUCCCCCGACUCCUGGGUGUGAGGCAGGCAGCACCGGGAACAGUGCAUGUGCAUGCAGACCACAGACA